CUCCCUCCCUCCCUCCCUCCCUCCGGGGGGUUUGCCCUGGGACGCGCCGGCGGCUGUGGGGCUGGCUCCUCGGCGGCGGAGCAAGGGGUCAAGGGCAGCAGAGGGGAAAGGAGGGGGAGAUGCCAACUCCGGGGUAGCGCGGAGGCUCCGGCUGAGCGGGAAACACCACACCCCCCCACACCCCCCACACCCCCCCCCCCGCCCCGCUCUCCCCAGCCCCGCCGGCCCCAUGGCGGGGCGGGCGCCGCAGCGCAGCCUCCCGGCCGCGGCGGCCGCCGCGCUCCUGCUCUUGCCCAUAGUCCUCCACUGUGAAUCUUCUGUGAACCUGCCCUUGUCUGUUCUGCUGGAAAAGUACUGUGAAGCUUUGUCAGCCCGCACCAAUGUCACAGGUCUGUACUGCAAUGCCACCACUGAUCAGAUUGGGACCUGCUGGCCCAGAACCUCUGCGGGGGAGCUAGUAGAGAGACCCUGCCCGGAGUUCUUCAAUGGGAUCAAAUACAACACCACGAGAAAUGCCUACAGAGAAUGCCUGGGCAAUGGGACAUGGGCUUCCAAGAUAAACUACUCUCAGUGCGAGCCUAUUCUGGAUGACAAGAGGAAGUAUGCGCUCCAUUACAAGAUUGCUCUCAUCAUAAACUACCUGGGGCACUGUAUAUCAGUAGGGGCCCUUAUAGUUGCCUUUAUGCUUUUCUUGUGCUUGAGGAGUAUCCGAUGCCUGCGGAAUAUUAUCCACUGGAACUUGAUCACCACGUUCAUCCUGAGGAAUGUGAUGUGGUUUCUGCUUCAAAUGAUAGAUCACAACAUACAUGAAAGCAAUGAACCUUGGUGUAGAUGUAUUACCACUGUCUACAAUUAUUUUGUGGUGACCAACUUCUUCUGGAUGUUUGUGGAAGGCUGCUACUUACACACGGCUAUAGUGAUGACUUAUUCCACAGAUAAGCUGCGGAAAUGGGUCUUUCUCUUCAUAGGAUGGUGUAUUCCUUGCCCAAUCAUCAUUGCCUGGGCCAUUGGCAAACUAUAUUAUGAAAAUGAACAAUGCUGGUUUGGAAAAGAGCCGGGGAAAUAUAUUGACUACAUAUAUCAAGGGCCAGUGAUUCUUGUUCUUCUGAUAAAUUUUGUAUUUCUAUUUAACAUAGUUAGGAUUUUAAUGACAAAGCUGAGAGCGUCAACCACUUCAGAAACAAUACAGUACAGGAAGGCAGUCAAGGCAACGUUAGUUCUUCUGCCUCUGCUAGGCAUCACCUAUAUGCUUUUCUUUGUCAACCCUGGUGAAGAUGACAUUUCCCAGAUCGUCUUCAUCUAUUUCAAUUCCUUCCUGCAGUCUUUUCAGGGUUUCUUUGUGUCAGUAUUUUACUGCUUCUUGAAUGGUGAGGUCCGUUCUGCUGCCAGGAAAAGGUGGCACCGCUGGCAAGACCAUCACUCCCUCCGAGUGCGUGUGGCACGUGCCAUGUCUAUCCCCACCUCUCCGACACGAAUCAGCUUCCAUAGCAUCAAACAGACCGCAGCCGUGUGACAUGCCCUGCACAUACACACACCACUUGGUGGCCUUCAGGGUUCCUCUUUCUUCACUCCCCCCAAGCCCCUUUCUUCAAACUUUCUUCCUUUAUUCUGCACUGCUCUCUUUCACAAUGAGGUGCCCAUCGUAUUUUUGUGGACUCUCAUCUCCCAUAUUUGUGAUGCUGCUUUAAGGCAACCAGGCAAAAGCCUCUUGGACUAGGUGGUGGUGAAACAGUUUCAAAGAAGAAAGAGAUUCAACACUGACUGCACCUUGUGGAAGUUCAAAAUACAACGUUUAAAACAGCACACUGGCAGGAACAAUCAUUUUUUUUUCUCCUUUCUUUUUUGUUUAUCCCUUCUGUAUUGCGGUGAACAAAGACUAAUUUUGUCAUACUGCCCAUCUCACCCUGUACAUUGAUUCCCAAUGAUUUCAACAGUUUGGUGUAUAGAUAGCCCAACUCUUUCUUGUUUCUUUGUAAAAACUUCUUCUCUGCAGAACUGUCAUUUGAGAACCUGUGGCAGCAAGAAAAAGAGCAUUUGGAAGGUGGUGUGAAAAAUCUAAAGUUAUCUACCUUCCCCACUUCUCCCUUUGAUAGACUGGGAGUUGGCCAGGGCAUCGCUAGACUGUUUAACACAGGGCACUUUGCCUUGCAAGAACUACACCCUGUUCAUACACAUAAUUUUGAAAAGGACUACAAUAUCUCUAGAUAGCUCUAUAAAAUCUCCUUACUCCUCUUAGCCCCACGCUUUCAACACAAUGUAAGUAGCCUUUGGAAAGUCUUUGUUUUUUUUCAGCUAAGAGGAUUGGGGUGGGGAAGGACAACAGAAAAUGUUUUCUGGGUUUAAAAAAUAUAAAAUAGAAGUACUGUAAAAAUAAUAAUGAGAAGAGGAUGUUUGCAUUAUGAGGAUAGUGCUACAUGCUGCACAAAGAUUAUCUACUGAGCAUUUUGAACUAGAGCAGAUGUAUCUACUAGGCUUUUUAUGUGAUGUUCAAAAAUACUGUAUAUUUUCAAUAAUAAACACUACUCUGGGUUGGUUUCAAUAAAACCAGGCAUCAUUUUCUUUACUCUGGAAAGAAGGAGGACACCUGUCUUGAGAGUGGCUUCACAUCUAAGAUCAGGGAAAGAAAUCCUGUUUGAUAAUAAGCCAAUACAAAGAACAACCUCAUGAUAAAAUCUAAGCAAGAGGGUAUUUAAAUGAAAGAUGAACUGCCUCCCUUCUCAGCUCAUGGUGUAACACCGGAUCCGUCUCCUUCUUCAUUCCCCUUCCCUCCACCGGGCUUCACAACAGCAGAAAGAAAAAAGCAAAUUGUGUAAUAUAUUCUCCGUCACCUGUAUCUCACCAAUGUUGGAGUAAUUUGCUCUUUCCACUUCAGCAUGCUUAUUCUGAAUUUUCUUCGCAUGUUUUAGAGGAAUUUCUAGCACAAGCUGGAUUUAAAUAUCCAGAUUUAAAUUGGUCUUUCUUUAGUUUUCAAGACUACACAGGGAUGGAAAUUAUCUUGGAAGACACUCAUGCUAAUCCCCUAUUUCUGGAGGCAUCCUGUCCUAACAGCACGAUCACAUUCAACUUUGAGCUGGUUGGCAAUGCACAGCAAAUUUAAAUUAACAAAUUAAAAUUUUGUAACUUUCUCCCUCCUAGCUCUCAUUUGUAUUCAUGUGCCUCAAUGAGAUAACUAAGGGAGGAGGGAGAUUUGAGAUUCUGUCUAGCUAGACCUAUCAUCUCUGCCAAAGAGGAGGAGAAGGGAAGAGUCUUCACACAGCCUUCCAUGUGGCAUGCCAACUAGCAUGACAGAUCCCCGUGUGGCAGAGCUACAAAUAACACUGGAAAUGUGCCUGCCUAUGCCACUCACUGCUGUCAGUGCCCUGAGUUCUGCAAAGUGAGGCAAACUGUCUUCAUGGUAGCUGGGAAAGAAAAGUGAUGAGAGAGGACGGUGUCAGUGCUUUUAUUCAUUGCAUGCCUCACAAUAGUGAUGCACAGCCUCCCGGCAUAUUGUGUUUGAGGGGAUAGAUAUAUCUACAGGUUAGAAUAUAUGGAUUGAGUACCUCUGUGUUUGCUCUGCCUCUAGGCCAGUCUGGGAUGAAAAAGGGAUUUGCAAUGCAGCAUGUACUGUCGGUAAUUGCAGAUUAUUGUUGCUACCAGAAGUGUAUUUUCACAAAAAAUAAAAACCUUUUUCCAAUUAGUAUUUGUCCAAAGCAGAGAU
Molecule: messenger RNA, 3697 nt
Organism: Tyto alba (common barn owl)
Lineage: Eukaryota; Metazoa; Chordata; Aves; Strigiformes; Tytonidae
Gene: CRHR2
Product: corticotropin releasing hormone receptor 2
Exons: 13
Coding region: 230-1513 (427 amino acids)
Biological process (GO): cell surface receptor signaling pathway; long-term synaptic potentiation; adenylate cyclase-modulating G protein-coupled receptor signaling pathway
Cellular component (GO): plasma membrane; axon terminus; dendrite
Molecular function (GO): G protein-coupled peptide receptor activity; corticotrophin-releasing factor receptor activity; peptide hormone binding
Source: RefSeq, a predicted model, not a curated record